Messenger RNA from Centruroides sculpturatus (bark scorpion), 5917 nucleotides. RefSeq names its product sodium leak channel non-selective protein-like (gene na). Bases 344 to 5536 code for a protein of 1730 amino acids. Gene Ontology annotation, cellular component: membrane; voltage-gated calcium channel complex. Gene Ontology annotation, molecular function: voltage-gated calcium channel activity. The transcript is spliced from 46 exons. NCBI's taxonomy places the organism in Eukaryota, Metazoa, Arthropoda, Arachnida, Scorpiones, Buthidae. The record is from RefSeq and is a predicted model, not a curated record. Gene Ontology annotation, biological process: calcium ion transmembrane transport.
UGAAUGGUAAUAAAUAAUUGUAAAUUUAGAUUUUGAAAGGAGUCGUUUAAAGAGACGAAACGAAAUGACGUCAUGCGAAUCUUAUUCUAUACCUUUAUGACGUAAUACUGCACUUGUGUACUAAAAAUGUCCACGUGUUAUUUACAAGAACUAUGAAGCUGGAUGUUUUGAAGAUAAACACCUAUUUAAGGAGAAGAUUGAUUGAUCCUAUUAGGAAAGAGGAAAACAUGGAAUCCUCCUAUGUUCCUCUUCCUUCUCCUUUCCUUUAUUUGAUAAUCAAUAUAUAGUUUCAAUAUUUUGUUUGCAUGGAGAGGCAUCUGGGUUGGAAUUUAUUAUUUUGAAAAUGAUGUUAGGUCGUAAGCAGAGUAUGAGAGGGGAGGUGACCUUGGCUGAUUAUGGACCAGAUGAAACAUUGAAUGAAAAUACUGAUAUAGAAUGGGUGAAUAUGAUAUGGGUAAGGCGUUUACUUCGUCUCUGUGCCUUGGUUAGCCUGGUAUCUGUUAGUUUGAAUACCACAAAGACCUUUGAGAAGUAUCAGUCGUUAAUUUAUAUCACAUUUUGUUGUGAUUUGUUUGUUACUUUUUUGUUUUCUGCGGAAAUGAUUGCCAAAAUGCAUAUUAGAGGUGUGAUCACUGGUGAAGUCCCAUAUUUAAAAGAUAGAUGGUGUCAGUUUGAUGCAACUAUGGUGUUUUUUCUUUGGAUAUCUGUAAUUCUUCAAGUAUUUGAAAUUACCCACGUAGUGCCAAAGUUCUCUUAUUUGUCCAUCUUGCGAGCUCCUCGACCUUUGAUCAUGAUUCGUUUCAUAAGAGUAUUUUUAAAAUUUUCUAUGCCAAAAUCAAGAAUUAAUCAAAUAUUUAAAAAAUCUUUCAAACAGCCGUAUAACAUUAAUUUAUAUUUUUUAUUUUUCAUAAUGCUUACAUUUAUAUUAGGAAUGAGAAUCAUCUCCGAAGUUUGUCACCUAUUUCAGAACACCCAAUCUAAUAAUAAAACUUCCCUUGAUUCAUUGGCAAUACCAGAUACUUACUGUUCAAUGACCUCAAACACUGGAUAUAAAUGUCCAAAUGGAAUGGUUUGCAUGGAAAUUGAUCUUCCCAAAAAUAUAUCUGGAUUCAAUGGUUUUGAUGAUUUUGCACAUAGUUUUUUCACUGUUUAUCAAGCUGCAUCACAAGAAGGUUGGGCAUUAUUAAUGUAUAAAGCAAUGGAUAGUUUACCAGCAUGGAGAGCAACCUUUUAUUUUACAACCAUGAUAUUUUUCCUGGCAUGGCUUGUCAAGAAUGUUUUCAUAGCCGUAAUUACUGAAACAUUUAAUGAAAUUAGAGUACAGUUUCAACAAAUGUGGGGGGAAAGAGGUAGAAUUACAACUGAAACAACACCUCAGAUUUUAAGAGGAGAUGAUACAGGCUGGAGAUUAGUUACAAUUGAUGAGAAUAAGGGAAGAGGUAAAGCACCACAUUGUUUUCAAAUAUUUCUUCAGUCUGCUCUCUUUCAAGUUAUUGUUAUGGUAGUUAACGUUGCAAAUGCCAUUGUGGCUGCAAGUAUUUCAUUUGAACACGAUGGACGUCCAAGACGACAAUUUUAUGAGAAGUAUUAUCUAGCUGAAGUUGGUUUUACCAUUUUCUUUGAUUUGGAAGUUUUAUUUAAAAUAUGGUGUCUUGGUUUGCAUGGCUAUUAUCAAAGAUCAUUACACAAGUUUGAAUUAUUAUUAGCAAUUGGUACAACUUUACAUGCAAUACCAUCUCUUUACAUGUCUGAAUUAGCUUAUUUUCAGGUAUUGAGAAUUGUACGUUUAAUUAAAGCUUCUCCUGUAUUAGAAGAUUUUGUAUAUAAGAUUUUUGGACCUGGAAAGAAAUUAGGAAGUCUUAUAAUAUUCACCAUGUGUCUAUUAAUUAUUACUUCAAGUAUAAGUAUGCAACUUUUUUGUUCUUUGGCUGAUUUUAAUAAAUUUGAAGCAUUUCCUGAGGCUUUUAUGUCAAUGUUUCAAAUAUUGACUCAAGAAGGAUGGGGUGAAGUAAUGAAUGAAACAAUGCUUCGUACAAGUAAAACAAUUGGUCCUUUAGUUGCAAUAUAUUUUAUUUUAUAUCAUCUUUUUGUAACAUUGAUUGUGCUCAGUUUAUUUGUAGCUGUAAUCUUAGAUAAUUUAGAACUUGAUGAAGAUAUUAAAAAAGUUAAACAAUUAAAAGCAAAAGAACAAAGUGCUGGAAUUAAAGAAGGCCUUCCAAAAAGGUUGUUGCUUUUUGAACGUUUUCCUGACAGUCCACAGAUGAGUAGAUUAAAUAAAACUCCAUCUGAAUUUAGUGUUCCAAAGGUAAGAGAAAGUUUUAUGAAGAUGUUUGUAGAAGAACAACCUGAAGAACUGCCAACAAUGAAAAAAGGCGAAGAGGGAGAAACGCUCGUGACAUACCGUAAACAACGUCCUUUACAUCUGCUAUCUUCUCCUAGUAAAAUACGUAAUGUUGGAUGUCAUCUAAAACGUUCAAAUAUAAACAAUAUAUUGGUUGAUUCAAAUAACCAGCGACUUUUAGUAGGAGAUUCUGGACAAAUUCCUAUUCUGGGUAAAGGACAAAAGCAGAUUCCAGGCCAAAAACCAGUUAGACUAGACAGAAGAAGUAUGAGAAGAUCUGUUCGUGCUGGAUCUAUAAAGAUUAAACAGUCUUAUGAUCAUCUUCAUGAAAAUGGAGAGGGUAGUACUACUAGUGCCACUCGCAAUCCACAUGAUUUUGACAUUAAGCUGUUGCAACAGAAACGUCAACAAGCAGAAAUGAAAAGAAACCAAAGAGAAGAAGAUCUGAGAGAAAAUCAUCCAUUUUUUGACAAUCCUCUUUUUGUCGUUGGACGAGAAAGUAAAUUUCGUAAAUUGUGUCAAUCAAUAGUAUAUGCAAGAUAUAAUCCUUGUGUCAGAGAUCCUAUUACGGGGAAAGAAAAAAAAAUAAAAUAUAAAGGCUUACAUAAUCUCCUUGGAUUAGUUACCUACUUGGACUGGGUGAUGAUUCUUAUAACUACAUUAUCAUGUAUAUCUAUGAUGUUUGAAACACCAUGCCGACGGGUUAUGAACACAUCUCUCUUACAGAUAUCGGAAUAUAUAUUUGUUGUUUCAAUGAGUAUAGAAUUGACAUUGAAAAUAUUAGCAGAUGGUCUGUUUUUUACACCUAAAGCUUUAGUGAAAGAUGUGGCAGGAAUCAUGGAUUUUUUCAUAUAUACUGUUAAUUUGGUCUUUCUGUGUUGGAUGCCACAGAAAGUACCGCCUCAGUCUGGUGCUCAAGUCUUAAUGAUUUUAAGAUGUGUUCGUCCUUUGCGUAUAUUCAUUUUGGUUCCACACAUGCGUAAAGUUGUAUCCGAACUAUGUCGUGGAUUUAAAGAGAUUUUACUGGUAUCAGUUCUUCUUAUUGUUCUUAUGUUUGUGUUUGCUUGUUACGGAGUACACUUAUUUGGUGGACGUUUAGCGAGAUGCAACGAUCCUGCUGUCACUGAAAGAGCUGAUUGUGUGGGGGUAUUCAUGAGGGAAAUAUUUAUCACAAAAAUGAAACUUCAACCAGGAGAAAAUGAAUCUUAUCCUGCAAUGCUCGUUCCUAGAGUUUGGGCCAAUCCUCGCAGAUUCAACUUUGACAAUGUAGGCAAUGCUAUGCUGGCUCUUUUCGAAGUUUUAUCCUUCAAAGGAUGGUUGGAUAUUCGUGAUGUAUUACUUCAGAGAUUAGGUCCUGUCCAUGCCAUUUAUAUACAUAUUUUUGUGUUUCUUGGUUGUAUGAUUGGACUCACUUUAUUUGUUGGUGUAGUCAUUGCUAAUUACAGUGAAAAUAAGGGAACAGCUUUACUUACCGUCGACCAAAGAAGAUGGUGUGAUUUAAAGAAGAGACUUAAAAUAGCUCAGCCACUCCAUUUACCACCCCGACCCGACAGUCACAAAAUCAGAGCUUUUAUAUAUGAUAUAACCCAGAAACUUUUCUUUAAGCGUUUUAUCGCUUUAUUAGUAUUGGCAAACAGCAGUCUUCUAUGCGUUAGCUGGAGAUCAGAUGAAAACUAUACGAUGCCUUUAGCCACUGUAUCUGCUUCCUUCACAGUACUUUUCACCAUUGAAGUAGUGAUGAAAACCAUUGCUUUUACACCUCGUGGUUAUUGGCAAAGCAGAAGGAACCGCUACGACCUGUUUGUCACAUUCAUUGGUGUAAUUUGGGUGGUGAUGCACUUCAUGUUAAGGAAUGAUUUAAGUCAUUCAUUUGGAUUUGCAGUUGUGAUAUUCAGGUUCUUCACGAUUACAGGAAAACAUGCUACAUUGAAGAUGUUGAUGCUGACUGUGGUUGUAUCAGUUUAUAAAAGUUUCUUUAUCAUAAUGGGAAUGUUCCUAUUAAUCCUGUUUUAUGCUCUGACUGGAGUCAUUCUAUUUGGAACUGUCAAAUUUGGAGAAAACAUAGGGAGACAUGCAAAUUUUCAGACUGUUCCUAGUGGCAUAGCUAUGCUUUUUCGAAUUGUAACAGGAGAAGAUUGGAAUAAAAUUAUGCACGACUGUAUGUUAAGUCCACCAUAUUGUACUCCCGGAGAAAACUAUUGGGAAACUGAUUGUGGAAACUUCACUGGAAGCUUGAUAUAUUUCUGUUCAUUUUAUGUUAUCAUAACAUAUAUAGUAUUAAAUUUACUUGUAGCUAUCAUUAUGGAGAAUUUCUCGUUAUUUUAUUCUAAUGAAGAAGAUGCUUUGUUGAGUUAUGCAGAUAUCAGAAAUUUUCAGAGUACUUGGAAUAUGGUAGACAUCCAGCAAAGAGGUUUAAUACCUGUGAGAAGAGUUAAAUUUUUACUAAGAUUGCUAAAGGGGAGAUUAGAAGUCGAACCUGAUAGAGAUCGCUUACUUUUUAAACAUAUGUGUUAUGAAAUGGAACAUUUACACAAUGGAGAAGAUGUGACAUUUCAUGAUGUUUUGAAUAUGUUAUCUUAUCGAUCUGUCGAUAUACGCAAAGCGUUACAACUAGAAGAACUUUUGGCCAGAGAAGAAUUAGAAUAUCUGAUUGAGGAAGAAGUAGCAAAACAGACUAUUCGUCAGUGGUUGGAUAAAUGCUUACAUCGUAUAAAAGCGUUGAAAGAACAAACCAGUUUAAUAAAUAGUUUAAGAGCAACAACUGAAGCACUAUUAGGUGGUACAGAAAUGGCAGUUAAGCCUGUCCCAGCUGAACCAAAAGAAGAAGGUAAGGAAGAUCAGCAGGGAUCAUCUAUACGUCAUCGUAAGAAAGGAAUAUUGCCUGGAAGAUCUGACAGUAUUUCUUCUCAAGGAGGCAGAAAAUUUUUAGUACCAUCAUUGUCAGACAGUGCUUCUCGAGCAGAAAAGGAUAGGUUUUCUGUAAAAAAAUGGAAUGCAAGACAAGCAGAUUCAUUUUUAGGUUCAAAGGGUCUUCCCGACCUAAGUGAGGGCAGUGAGUUAUCUUCAACCACUCCAGAAGAAGAAGACGGCUUUAAUCACCUUCCCAUGCCAAAAAUGGCAUCUGUUGUUGGAGAAGUCCAUACUUGGUGGGACAGCCAGUUAGGUUACUACAGCGGAUCAGAUAAUGAGAUGUGACACCUCAUUGUCCAGUCUGUUUAUUAAAGUUGUUUCGAAUAUUGGUUUUAAAAUAAUUUAAAUGUGACAUGACCACUCGUGGUCUUGAAUUCGUUUCAAAUCUGUCGUAAUGCUAAUGCGAUAAAUUUAUAUGAGACUUCCCAAAGAGCCAAAAAAAUCAGAAUUCCGAAAGCUUCUAAUUUAAUGAAUAUAAUAUUCUUGGCAAAUCAUGGUGUGCAUUCUUUCAUUUAUAAAUUAAAAUUGACGGUUGUACAUGUUGCAGAAACAAUGGAAUUUUAAUAUUUGUUGCCAUACAAAAGCAAAUCAAAUUGUUAUUUUGUGUAAAAUAAAAUUGUUGAAAGAGACUGAAAAAAAUUAUAUAUAUAUAUAUGUAAAAGUUAU